AUGCAGCAAGCUGCAACGCGGAUACUGUUUUUCGCCGAUAUUACAGGAAAAGUUUAUGGAGCAGCACCGGAAAAGGACAAACUGCCGGAGAGCAUCGGAACAUCCAACGCCAUCGAAUUCCACCGCAAGUGGAAACUUGUUCAUCUCAGCUGGACAGAUUGUUCCGCUAAGCAUCGUUCUCGCAUGGUUUUAAUUGGUUCGUCGCACCGCUGCUGGAAGUGUUGCAUUCCUCUUGAAGGACUGCUUCCUCCAAACGGGAUGUUGUUGCUGUGGGUGCCGCGGCCGUUCAACAUGCGUCGGGACAAUGUCGAUGGGUGAUCGAUGUUCCGCUGGUCAAAGGCUGGUGCUAGGAGUACUGCUCGUCGGGAAAUCAGUUGAAAUUUGUGCUUGAGCUUAAGCUUCUUCUUGGUUACGUGCUGAACGCGUUCAAAUACCGCAAGCCGCAGGUGCAGCAGUACCAGUUCCGUUCGCUCAGCGCGACUCAGUUCUUCCAAGCAUCGACUCUGCCUGGUAUAAUUUGCUUAACCUGAACAGUUUUCAUUUGGAUCGCAAUUUUAAUGUAAAACUUAUAAAGACGUUUACUAAAAAGGAUUGUGAGGUGCGAUUCGUAGAUGCUUGUGCCGGGGAAUUGUGCUUUUAUUCAUCAUGCGCAAAGUCAAGUUGUGAAAUAACAUAAAUAUAAAUAAAAAAUCUAUUCUAGCA
Molecule: messenger RNA, 702 nt
Organism: Culex quinquefasciatus (southern house mosquito)
Lineage: Eukaryota; Metazoa; Arthropoda; Insecta; Diptera; Culicidae
Exons: 2
Coding region: 1-318 (105 amino acids)
Source: RefSeq, a predicted model, not a curated record